Aspergillus wentii DTO 134E9 is the source of this 588-nucleotide messenger RNA. Its product is annotated as ankyrin repeat domain-containing protein. Gene Ontology annotation, molecular function: protein binding. The coding region runs from base 1 to 588 and encodes 195 amino acids. NCBI's taxonomy places the organism in Eukaryota, Fungi, Ascomycota, Eurotiomycetes, Eurotiales, Aspergillaceae. The transcript has a single exon. The record is from RefSeq and is a predicted model, not a curated record.
AUGACGUUUUUCGCGCAGCGCAAAGCCUGGGCAAGUUAUCAACUCCUCGUCGAAGCUGGAGCCAUCGAUAUAAACUACACUGGAGAAGUUUACUCGGAUAUGCUCAGCAUAGCUGUUUCUAGUGGGGAGUGCGAUAGAGUGCGCUUUUGUCUCAAACACGGGGCAGAUCCGAAUCUGAAUCGGAUCGAAGACUAUAAGACUGUGCUUGCUUCGGCUGCUGAGGAGGGGUAUAUAGAUAUAACAGCGUUGUUGCUGGAGUAUGGGGCUGUUUUGAAUGGGAGCGGAGCUCUUGUGCUGGCGGCUGAGGAUGGAAAACUUGAGAUGGUAAAGUAUCUGUUGGGUAGAGGCGCUGAUAUUGAUGAAGUUGGGGUGGAACAUCCUCAUGAUCCUAUGACGAAAGAGGAUGUGGGAAGUGCCCUGCAUCAUGCAAUUGAAGAUAGACAUAUCGAGGUGGCGCGAUUCUUGAUACAGUCGGGAGCGAGUUUGGAUUUGAAGAAUGGCCGGGGAAAGAGUGCGAGAGAACAAGCAGAGGAAGAAGGCUUGGUCGAGUUGGUUGAGAUGAUGCGGAAUGGGUCAGAAUAUAGAUAA